This is a messenger RNA of Lottia gigantea (owl limpet), 945 nucleotides long. RefSeq lists its product as hypothetical. Gene Ontology annotation, molecular function: NADP binding; oxidoreductase activity, acting on the CH-OH group of donors, NAD or NADP as acceptor. The transcript is spliced from 10 exons. The record is from RefSeq and is a predicted model, not a curated record. The coding region runs from base 1 to 945 and encodes 314 amino acids. NCBI's taxonomy places the organism in Eukaryota, Metazoa, Mollusca, Gastropoda, Lottiidae.
AUGGCAGGCAAGUUUAAAGUUGGAGAUCUAGUUUGGGCGAAGAUGAAGGGCUUUCCUCAUUGGCCUGGAAAGAUCAUUGAGGCUAAACCUGACAUCAAAAGGCCAUCAAAUAAAAAACCUCACCAAUUUGUUUUCUUUUUUGGAUCUGAAAAUUAUGCAUGGAUAGCUGAGGAAGGUGUAUUGAAAUAUGGUGAGAAUAGAGAUAAAGGAAAUCCUUCCAGCCGAGUACCAAAAGGAUUUAAAGAAGCAGUAGAGGCUGCUGAUGAUCUGUACAAAUCCAUGCCUGUUGAGGAACCAGAAGAAGAUUUACCCAGUAUUGAUGAGGAAUUGGCUCAAAUAUUCCCAACCAAGAAGAAGACAUCUGCCAAAGACUAUUCUCGUGAGCCCCUCUCUGGCAAAAAGAAGAAAUUAAAUAAGCCAGCAGAAUCAACUUCAAAACAGAAUAAACCUAGGAGUAAAGAAGGUGGAAGAAAAAGUAUCAAUAAAAGACCAUAUUCACCAACCUCAAGUGGUGGAAAAUCACCAGCUCCACAGAAACGUCCUAAAAUAUCUAAUUCUGUAUCACCAACAUUCUCUAAAACACCCAUCUAUUCACCUAAAGCUGAUAAUAAAAUGGCACUAUUACGACAAGAGCGAGGAUUUCAAGAUGCUUUUGAUUUUCAUGAUGAAGAAGAUGCUGAAGUACCCAGCACUACAACCAAUAGUGUAGGUGUAUCAUCCUCAACACAAAUAGAAGAGAAUUUGUUAUUGAACAAAGGUGUAUUUACCAGCAGUAAGGGUAUUGUACCCACUCCAUUACGUAUUGGUUUCCUAGGACUAGGUAUUAUGGGACAGGGUAUGGUGAUGAAUUUAUUGAGAUCAGGACAUGAAGUUACAGUGUGGAACAGAACAGUACAGAAGAAUAAAAACAUUGUUUUAGACAUCAAUAUAGCUCUCUUUCUAUGA